Molecule: messenger RNA, 1521 nt
Organism: Aegilops tauschii subsp. strangulata
Lineage: Eukaryota; Viridiplantae; Streptophyta; Magnoliopsida; Poales; Poaceae
Product: RING-H2 finger protein ATL39
Source: RefSeq, a predicted model, not a curated record
CUUUCAAACAAUUCUUUUAUCAUCAACUUAUAUUAUGUUUCAUAAAGUUUCUCGUGUUUUUUAAACAUCAAAUUAUUUGUUAAUAGUUCCUGCAACAACGCACAGGGUAUCAUCUAAUAGUUAAUAAAAAUGGCAAAGCUUUUACCUCGUGUUUAAAAAAAAUGCAUUAUGUCAUCUUCGGUGCAAAAUCGUCAUUGAUUAGGUGCACCACUUGUAUUGUUUGGAUUAUUAUCUUUUCUUGUUUACAACUAGCGUGCAGAGAGUUGACAAAGUGUCUGUUACUACUAAACUCGUAAUAAUUGAUGUCAUCUCCGUGCCGGUAAACUCUCCUCCUCAUGCAUACCACUCUGAAGCUAAUCUAGUACAAGUCAAUGCUAAAUUGAUGACAGCUGCGAGUAAAAUUCUCCCACCCGCAACAUUAGAAAAUGCACCAGUUGCCACCGUACCCUCUACCCAUAUCUCGGCCUGCAUGAUAAGGCAGGCCCUCGCUGUGAUCGGCGUUGGCUCUCAUUCCUCUACCUUCGAAGUACGAGCCGGCGAAAGUCUUCCAAUCAGAAGCAGCUAGCCUAGCUCCAUGGCUUCGUUCGGGCCGACGGGCUUGCCAAACUCAGAGCACCUGAGGCACACCAACAAAGGGACGAUGAUCUUUAGCUACACCUGCGUCGGCCUCACGGGCGCCGCGCUCUUCUCCGUCAUCUUCUUCUUCUGCUACCAGCUUCGGAACCGGGCGCCGGUCGCGGCCGCGGGAGCGGAGGCCGGCCGCCGCCGCACGGUGGACCUUGCCAAGCUGCCGGAGUUCGCGUACACCCACUCCGCCAGGCACAGCGGCAAGGAGGGUGGCGGGGAAGGCGCGCAGUGCUCGGUGUGCCUCGGCACGGUGCAGGCCGGCGAGAUGGUGCGGCUGCUGCCCUUGUGCAAGCACCUGUACCACGUGGAGUGCAUCGACAUGUGGCUGGCGUCCCAUGACACUUGCCCGCUUUGCCGCGCCGAGGUUGAGCCCCAGCCCCCGGAGGACGAUGGCCAGCCCGAGGUGACGACCGAGCUUCCGGUCUAGGGCUUCGGCCGGUCACCGAAGCUGUCUUCCGCAAGGUGCAUACUAGUUUAGUUUGUAGCUUGUCGCCUGUGUUAGCUCUGAUACAGCAUGUAGUUGUAACUUGUAAAUGCCUCCGUAUACAGAGAAAAAGUUAUUCUGGGUACAACGGAUACUGCAACAUCACCGCUCCUCCUGUACUACAAUUAACGUUCUCCCUUGAGCGUACAAGUUUCUAAAUUCUUCUGUCAGAAGUUGUUUUCAGCAGCUGUGCAAUUAGCUGCACCUGCAUCAUCUAAUUCAAUUUGACACGCCUGAUCGAUCUUUUAAUUCUAGAAGUCAUUAACCGGCCGUAUGAUUGCACAUUUGCACUGGCUAGAAAUUCCCAAAAAUGCACUAUCACUAUUUCAAGUCCAUGAAUAAAAUAUAUUCUAUGAGAAUAAAUAAAACACCUGUUUCAAAAUAAUCACUUCCUAUGUUUCAAAAUAAAA